UUGUCAGUAGAAACCAGAACCAGAACCAGGCGCUCAGAGAGGAGUGGAUGUAUGUGGACGGAUGGAGCGACGGGAGGCGUGAGAAUAAAUGCGCUCUUUCAUUUCCAGCAGGGAAACCCGAAAGACACACAUUCAUGCGGACUCCGGCCCCGCGGGACUGAACAGCGAGAGUGGAUCAUGGGUAGGAAGCCAUCGGGAGAAGCAGACGCAUCGGUUCUGCUCCAAGUUUGAGCUGGAACUAUUCGGUCUUCAAAGACGCGCUGCGGGGUCCGGAGGGAUGACGCUCACCGCCGCUGAUUGAUCGAUGAAGACUUGAAAUAUUACAACUAAGACAAAAGCAAAAAUCACAAACAAGAAUAUCUUCAUAUAUCUACCUUUAACAACCCGAUAAUUAGUCUGCAAAUGAACCUGAGUCGAAAUUUGGCGCUAACAUGCGGAGCAUUGUGAGUGGAUUUAACGCAUCUCCAGUGGAAAGAGAAAGCUGAGUAUGUGGUGGAUACAGAAGCGCUGCAGCAGCUCCGGGGAGACCGCUUUGUAAACAGAAGAGGAAAAAGAGGAGGAAGAAGUAGAAAAAAAACCGGACUAAAGGGACUGCUUUCAUUCGGGCUUAUAAAUGGAGCUGCGCAAAUACCUGUUGUGCCUGGAGUUUAUUCUCCUUCUGAAAGGGUUGUGUCAGUGUUUCAACAUAGAUGUGAAACAUCCUCGCGUCUUCACCGGUCCGGAGGACGCCCAGUUUGGCUUCUCUGUCCUACAGCAUGAAGCAGAAGGAGAGAAAUCGAUGCUGGUUGGAGCCCCGUGGGAUGGGCCGCCCAACAACAGGAAAGGAGACGUGUAUAAAUGUGUGGUGGGGGAGGAGAAAAACUCAAACUGUAGCAAAGUAAACCUUGGUGAAACUGCUCUUCGUAAUGUUUCUAAAAACCUGAGGAACUCUCACCUGGGAAUGACCCUCACACCGGACUCACCUGAUGGAUUUUUGGCGUGUGCCCCUCUGUGGUCGCAGGAGUGUGGGACGUCGAUGUUCAGCACCGGCAUCUGCGCCUCUGUUGGCAAUGACUUGGAACCGAGAGGCACCAUCGCUCCAACCGAGCAAAAGUGUCAGACCUUCAUGGACAUCGUGAUCGUUGUGGACGGCUCGAACAGCAUCUAUCCCUGGUAUGAAGUCCAGAACUUCCUCAGCAACAUUCUCAGCAAGUUCCACAUCAGCUCGGACCAGAUGCAGGUUGGUAUACUGCAGUACGCAGAAGUAGCAGUCCAUGAGUGGUCUCUGAAGGACUACCAGACCACACAGGAGGUGGUGGAGGCCGCCAAGAACAUCAGCCGACAGGAGGGACGAGAGACACGCACUGCAUACGCCAUCCAAAUGGCCUGCACAGAGGCGUUCAGCGCUGAGCGCGGAGCCAGGGAGGGCGCCACCAAGGUGAUGAUUGUGGUCACAGACGGGGAGUCGCACGACGGGGACGAGCUGCCAGACGCUCUGGAGGAAUGCGAAAGCAGAAACAUCACCAGAUACGCCAUCGCUGUUCUGGGGUAUUACAUCCGCAAACAGCAGGAUCCAGAGACCUUCAUUAAUGAGAUCAAAUACAUCGCCAGUGACCCGGACGACAAGUACUUUUUCAACGUGACCGAUGAAGCUGCGCUGAAUGACAUUGUGGACGCUCUCGGAGAUCGGAUUUUCACUCUUGAAGGUACCCUGGGCUACAACCAAAGCACGUUCCACAUGGAGAUGUCUCAGAUCGGUUUCUCAACGCACACACUGGAUGAUGGCAUUCUGUUUGGGAUCGUGGGCGCCUACGACUGGGACGGAGGGGUGCUGAAGGAAGGGACAAAUGGAGUAAUUAUCCCCCCCAGAGAAGCCUUCGAAAGUGAAUUUCCAUUGGAGCUCAAAAAUCACGCUGCUUAUUUAGGGUACACCGUGUCAUCUGUGGUCAUUGGCGACUGGAGGAGGCUGUACGUGGCUGGGGCUCCUCGAUUUAAACACAAAGGCAAAGUGGUUUUGUUUGAACUCCAUGAAAACGGCUAUGUUGACAUCGUGCAGGCUUUGAACGGAGAACAGAUUGGAUCUUACUACGGCAGCGAACUGUGCGGGCUGGAUAUCGACAAAGACGGCAUCACUGACGUCCUUUUGGUCGCCGCUCCCAUGUAUCUCGGCUCAGGAAACAAGGAAGCCGGAAAAGUCUACAUCUACACUCUCAAUGGGGAGGGAAAAUUUAUAUCUAAUGGGACUCUGAAAUCAGACAACAAGUCUCAGGAUGCCAGGUUUGGCUAUUCACUGGCGGCUGCUCCAGAUCUGAACCAUGACGGCUUCACUGACCUGGUGGUUGGAGCUCCGCUGGAGGAUGAGCACAGAGGGGCCAUCUAUGUCUACCAUGGACAUGAUAUUUACAUCAUCCACGACUGCAAACAGCAUAUAUUAGGGUCGUCCAUCUCCCCGUCUCUGCAGUAUUUUGGCCGCAGUGUCAGUGCACGGUUGGACUUGGACGGUGACGAGCUGAUAGAUUUGGCAGUGGGAGCUCAGGGCAGAGCCGUGCUGCUCAGUUCCAGAAGCAUCGUCCAGAUCAAUGUGAGUUUUUCCUUCCAGCCGCACUCCAUUAACGUCAUUCAGAAGACGUGUCAGAGGGGCGGCAGAGAGUCGGCGUGCCUCAACGCCACAGCCUGCUUCACGGCCGUUUCACGCUCACCUGGAUCACACAGCAAUGCUUUUGAUCUUUGGGUGUCAGCCAUGUUGGAUGACAGGAAGUUUUCAGCGCGAGCUCUGUUCGAUGAAAGCUCCCACAGACAGAUGCAGCUUCCAGUGCGAGCGCAAACAAGAAAAACUCUCUGCUACAAGCUGCCUUUCCAUGUAUAUGAUACAGCAGAUUAUAUUCGCCCCAUCAGCUUCUCACUGCGGUUUAAGAUCAACGACACAGAGACGGGUCCCGUGUUGGAUGAAGGCUGGCCAACAAGCGUCAAGAAAUCUAUACCGUUUUUCAAAGACUGCGGCGAAGACGACGUUUGCACAACAGAUCUGGUCUUGCAGGCGCACCUGGACAUCUCUGGCACAAGGCAGAAGCCUUAUGUGAUUCGCAGCCCUCGUAGGCGUCUGGCGGUGGAGGUGCAGCUCGAGAACAGGCUGGAAAAUGCCUACAACACUAGCCUGAAGCUGCACUACUCACGCAACCUCCACUUCUCCAGCAUCAGCAUCAAAGAGAAUGCCAACUUCAAGAUCGAGUGUACCGCUCUUGGCUCAAACAGCCACUCGUGUAACGUCAGCUACCCAGUGUUUCGCUCUCAUUCGAAGGUGAAUUUUAUGUUGGAGUUUGAAUUCAGCUGUACCUCUUUGCAUAAUCGGGUACAAAUGAAGCUCAGUGCUACCAGUGACAGCAGUGAGAGAGAGGAAACUCUGGGGGACAACAGCGUUCAGCUGCAGACUUUCGUGCAAUAUGAGCCAGAUCUGUUUAUUAGCAGUGAGUCUAACCUGAACCGCUACGAGGUCCAUCCCACACGGACAGCAUCAGAAGCAAUGGGUCCAGAGUUCUACACAUACAUCAGGCUGCUGAACGUCGGCUGUUACUCUGUGAGUAAUCUGGAGCUGCGUGUGCUUUUGCCCUCCGUGGCAGCAGAAGACGCAGCCUUCAUGACUGUGACGGAUGUCUUCACGUACAACGCCACAGGAAUAAAGUGCGGAGUGCUGAGUGACGUAACCCAGCUGAAGCCCAGACAGAAAGACGUUCGUCCCCUUCAUCCCGAGAACAUGAUGCAUGAUGAAAUACUGAACUGCAGCCGGUCGUGGUGCACGGAGGUCGUCUGUGAGGUGCAGCAGCUCGGUCAGCAGGCGGUGAUACGAAUCAGCCGCAGAGUUCAUGACGACUUUUUCAGAAAAGUCAAAUAUAAGUCAGUGAGGAUAAUUAGCGCCUACAGUCUCUCAGCUCAGGAGACUAACCUCAUCACUCUGGGAGCAGGAACAGUCCAGGGGGAGACUGUCCUGGAGGUGCUGAAGGGCCGAGCUAUUCCCAUCUCGCUCUGGAUUUUGAUCGGCAGCAUCAUAGGCGGCUUGCUGCUACUAGCGCUCAUUAUAUUCAUACUGUGGAAGCUUGGAUUCUUCACGCGGAAACACAGAGAGGAUGAAAACCAGGAGGACUGAGACAGAGUUUACAAAGACGACGACCACCAGAUGAGCAGAACCUGCCUUCGAACGGGCAACGUGAUGAAGUUCAACUUGAAGAGUUCGACGUGAAUCUCCAGGACCAAAGUCAGCGUCAAAAGGGUCCGACAGAAAUGCACUGCCCGAGAUUUUCAGGGUCAGUAGGGGCAAUUAUGUAAAUUAUCUUUUUUUUUUUU
This is a messenger RNA of Poecilia reticulata (guppy), 4317 nucleotides long. RefSeq names its product integrin, alpha 10 (gene itga10). Lineage: Eukaryota; Metazoa; Chordata; Actinopteri; Cyprinodontiformes; Poeciliidae. Gene Ontology annotation, biological process: integrin-mediated signaling pathway; cell-matrix adhesion; cell-cell adhesion. The record is from RefSeq and is a predicted model, not a curated record. Gene Ontology annotation, molecular function: integrin binding. Gene Ontology annotation, cellular component: integrin complex; external side of plasma membrane.